Calypte anna (Anna's hummingbird) is the source of this 514-nucleotide messenger RNA. It is a transcript of the gene RPL22, whose product is annotated as ribosomal protein L22. Gene Ontology annotation, biological process: cytoplasmic translation. The record is from RefSeq and is a predicted model, not a curated record. Gene Ontology annotation, molecular function: RNA binding; structural constituent of ribosome. Bases 62 to 448 code for a protein of 128 amino acids. The transcript has 4 exons. Gene Ontology annotation, cellular component: ribosome. NCBI's taxonomy places the organism in Eukaryota, Metazoa, Chordata, Aves, Apodiformes, Trochilidae.
GUCCCGCCCCGGCGCAUGCGCGCGCCCCGCCCCUCCCUUCUGCCCGCUCCGCGCCGCCGCCAUGGCGCCCGCCAAGAAGCCAGCAGUGAAAGGUGGCAAAAAAAAGAAGCAGGUGUUGAAGUUCACCCUGGACUGCACCCACCCGGUGGAGGAUGGCAUCAUGGACGCCGCCAAUUUUGAGCAGUUCCUGCAGGAAAGGAUCAAGGUGAAUGGAAAAGCAGGAAACCUGGGUGGGGGCGUGGUGACCAUCGAGAGGAGCAAGAGCAAGAUCACGGUCACGUCAGAGGUCCCGUUCUCCAAGAGGUACUUGAAGUACCUCACCAAGAAGUACCUGAAGAAGAACAACCUGCGGGACUGGCUGCGUGUGGUGGCCAACAGCAAGGAGAGCUACGAGCUGCGUUAUUUCCAGAUCAACCAGGACGAGGAGGAGGAGGAAGAGGAGGAUUGAGCAGCGGGGCCGCCAUUUUGUACAGUUUUGCUUUUCUGGAAUAAACGGUGGAGAGAGUUGUUCAUA